UCUUCCUGACGUGGCGAGCCGCUAAAGGUCCCACGGUUCCUCCGUGGGCCGCUCCGAUUGGGUGGAUCACCUGUUCGGCAAUUUUCACGACAAAUGUAAAUACACAGGUGGCAGCGGCAUGGGCGCGCGAGCGCUUUAUGUAAAUAAAACAGAAGUGAAAGCGUGUCACAGUUGGCUUUGGUUUCCUGCUGAAAACAAACUUUGAGUCCCAAUGUUUGUCAGAUAGUUGGUUAAAGGACUUUGGGGUUUUCAGACGAGGUAAGAGUCAUACUUGGUGACUUAGAUGUAAUGAUUAACUCGGCUGACGUGCUUUUUAUUGAGUUUCUGACGCGCAAUAUCGAACUGUUACUGUCGAAAUUUGUGGUCAAAUCAAAUCUUGACUUUCACAUAAGGUAAAACAAGAUAAAACUGGGUUUGCUCUUCAAAAAAAAUCAUGCAAGAUUACUCCACUGUAACCAAUUGUAGGCUAAGUGCUCUCAAACAAACACAUUUUGUGUGCGUAAGUCUGUUAAUGUGGGUUAAUUCUGUCAACUUUGGACUGGUUUAUAUUUGGUUUCCACCUGACGCUUGUUUCCUUCCGCAGGUGACUCCUGCGCGCUCAUGCCUCAGCGGCUCUCAGCGGCCGCGGUGCUGCAGCUCGCGUUGCUGCUGUCCGCGGUGCCCGCGCAGUACCUCAUCUCCAAGUGGACCAGCACGACAUCAGCGCAGCGCUUCCACGCGACCACCCGGUAGGAUCGGCGCGUGAAAUCACUUUAAAGGCGUUAAGAUACAUACUUAGUGACAAGUUCCUGGAAUUACUUUGUAGGGGAGACUGGGGUAAGUUGAGCCAAAGGGUAACUUGAGCCACCCAAUAGUAAGAGAAAUUGAUAAUGUGCAUCAAUUCUUGCAGUAUGUAAAGGUUAGAGACACAUGGGUGAAGGGGUUAGACAUUUAUUUAAAAAAAACAAAACAUUUUUAACUCUUGAAAGUGAAUUUAGUCUGUCUUAAGUAUGAUUAAAAUUGUGUUCAGAACAAAAAAAGAUAAUUUUAAAUUUGUUUUACACAUCAAUUGUGGUAUCUAUGAACAUUUAAGUCCACCAUUUUAGCUUAGAGGACUAAUAAAGUCAUAAUAGUAGUUCUGGGGUAAGUUAAACCAGUCACUCAACUGAGGAUCAGAGUUUCAGUUCAAAUUGUUGAAAUGUUUUACUUUUUUCCUCAUGCUAUAUUAUCAAGACAGUUCUGUUCACACUAAUUCUGUUGGUUUGCAGGGAUGCACAACAUCUUGAAAUAUACGCAGGUACACUAGUUAGAGACAAAACUAUGAUCGCCUUGAUGUAGUGAUCCGAUAUGUGGAAAAAUGGCUCAUCUUACCCCACUCUCCCCUAUUUAUCUUGUGGCACAAGUUUUUUCAUAAUGAAUCUAUAAACUUGGUGUUUCAGGCUUCUUAGAAUUUGGAGAGAGUGGAGAGCUUACCUCGAUGGCACGGCAUGGAUGGACUGGGCGAGCGAGCAGAUGUCGAAGUUUACGUAUGUUUAUUAUUAGGAUUAUCCUGGGUAACACAAAAAAUGUUUGACUGUCUCUAACAAGUUGUCUAACUUGAUCUUCUUAAAAUCACAAAAAUAAUUCAACUCAAUGUUUUAUUUCUGAAUUAAAAUUAGGUCACAGGAAAAAAAUCCUCACAUCAGACCAAAUGUUUCAUAUGAACAUAGUGACACCCCAUUUACCUUAUAAACAUGCUUACUAAUGUAAUAAGGAUGUUGCAGCACUAGAGAGGUGCACUAUGAUAAUAAGGAAACUGACCCUUUUUUUCUAAAGGUCUUUUCUCAAUUUGGGGCUGGAGGAGGACGAGGCAAAGAACACAGCUAUGUUCGAGAACUUGCUUCAGGACAAUGAGGGCGGAUUCUUUGGAGGUUUGUAUCUGUAAAUGAAGUAAACUGUAAAAACUCUUGGCUUCUUUGCUCUCCUUGUCACGUUGCCCUGUAGCAUGUACACAUGUUCCACAUGUAUCGUGGGAAAUUAUCUACCUGAACUCUCAAAGUGUUUACCCUCACAGGUGAUCUCAAAUACUAUAAGGAAUUUGAUUUGUCCCCCAAACAUUUCUCUCUGUCUGUGUCUAAGCUUCAAAGGAAGUGCGAAGCCCUCGUCCCCCGUACGUGUUCCUGAGGGUGGGGGAUGUAGUGAUGGAGAGAAGGGGGAACAUGAUUGGGGUCAUUGUGAGCUGGGACUCUGAACUCCAGGCGCCCCCUGAGUGGAUAAAAAGGAUGUAUUCCAACCAUGAGGUCAGCAGCCGUAGUGCACAUAUUCUUUGAUUUUCAGUUUUGCUUCCUUAAAUGAGACAGGCCAUUGUGAUCUGUGACUCUGUGUGUGUGUGUGUGUGUGUGUGUGUGUGUGUGUGUGUGUGUGUGUGUGUGUGUGUGUGUGUGUGUGUGUAGGGCACCAAAGUCGAGAAAACACCUCAUUAUAAAGUUCUGUUCAGGGGGCCAUCCUCCUCCUCGGUGUUUGUUGGGUACCUGCCGCAGACACAACUGGAGCGCAUCACUGGGAUGAGGGUAUGUACUGAAACAUUGAACACAUUAAAGGGAUAUUCUGGCGUAAAAUUAAUUUAGGGUCAAACACACUGUAACACUGAGUUAGACACCCCGUCAGGAGAUGAAUGUUGCCGACUGCUUGUUUCUCUAUUUAUACCAACUUUAGUAACGACCGCACGAUAGCAAUACACAGCGGUCUGUGGAGCCAUAAACAAACAUCAACCAAAACGCCACUCUAACUUCAUCAACAGUACAUAUAGGGUCUCAGCCAUAGCACUAGCCACCAAACAUCUUUUUAACUUUGCCUAAUUUCUUUAGCAAAGAGACUAAACACAACUCACCUACUCUCUUCCAGCAGUCGCUUGUUUGUAGUGAGACCUUGGGCCAGUCCAUCACGGACUACAGCGGGGUGACGCAGCUCAAGGAAGACCCGCUGUAGUCCGUGAUGGACUGGCCCGAGGUCUCACUACAAACAAGCGGCUGCUGGAAGAGAGUAGGUUAGUUGUGAGUAGUCUCUUUGCUAAAGAAAUUAGGCAAAGUCUAAAUUACCUUAUGUAGACCCUAAAUUAAUUUUUCGCUGGAAUAUUCCUUUAACACAAACAUGAUACGCAGCACUUUGAAUUCACUGUUGGAUGUUUCCAGCCGGACAUCGCCACCUUGGAGAAUUACUUCACACACUUCGAUGGUGAGCGGUUCGUCAUGCAGCCCUGGCUCAGAGAUAUCUAUCCCGAAGAUGAUCGAGAAAACGAAGAAUACUGACCGCUGUUUACUUUAGAAGGACUGAUCAUGUUUCAGAACACCCAGGAUCAUUUUUGGAUUCCCUCUCAGACAAAUGAUGUGAGGGUGACUCUUUUCAGGAUUUGGAGUCACACCGAGGUAACUUCUUUUCAGUUUGAAAUCCCUGCUGCUCAACUUUUACUUCUUAAAGGUGAUAUAAUGAACAGUAUUUUUAAUAUGAAGUGCCAUACAGCAGACUUUUUAACAGCUUUUACUUUUAACAUGGCUGAUUUUUAAAGAGAGACUCAAAUAAGAGACUUAAAAUAAGAAAUAUACUGUCAAAGAUGAAGUACAUUUUCCUUUUUAAUUUAAAAACCUGUUUCAGUUGAGGUAGAAAAAGCACUUUAUGCAGCCUUUACAACAACAAAAUAAAAUCCUUAUAAGAGUAAAAA
Molecule: messenger RNA, 3676 nt
Organism: Xyrichtys novacula (pearly razorfish)
Lineage: Eukaryota; Metazoa; Chordata; Actinopteri; Labriformes; Labridae
Source: the annotation of a GenBank genome assembly